Molecule: messenger RNA, 4719 nt
Organism: Oncorhynchus keta (chum salmon)
Lineage: Eukaryota; Metazoa; Chordata; Actinopteri; Salmoniformes; Salmonidae
Product: protocadherin-11 X-linked
Exons: 4
Coding region: 791-3901 (1036 amino acids)
Biological process (GO): homophilic cell-cell adhesion
Cellular component (GO): plasma membrane
Molecular function (GO): calcium ion binding
Source: RefSeq, a predicted model, not a curated record
UACAGCAUAACGUCUAUUUCAGCCCCGCUGUAAGUGAUACCGCACUAAGGAACACUUUCAUCAAACUCCGUUGGGGGACAGAACACUACCCAGGCUACAGCCCAUUUAUAUGUUAUUUUUUGUUGCUGAAUAAUAACCUUUAAAAAAAACUGUGCCGAAAAAGCUGAAGUUUUCAGUAAUCGUACCAAACUGUUUAAUUUUUGUGCGCUCUUGGAUGGAAGUUUAUGCGCAUUGUUAAAACGCUGUUACACAUGAUCAAUGAAACGGUCUUCCAUACAAGCGAUUUGCACCAUUUGUUGCAAGAGAGAGCAUUUUAAAACACACGCAGGGCUAUUUCAUGUAAAUCAAGCGACUUGGACCAUCAGCAGCUCUCCUGCCGCCCGCGAUUGAACCACAGUUAACCCACGAUAUCUGAAGAGGAAUUACAUAGGCUCUUUGAGUUACAAACAAAUAUUCUGCAAUCAUUGCCUUUGCCUCUCGCAUGUGGACCAUAGACUUUUUUUUAGGACAUGGAUCAUUUGCUGUAGUGGAUAACCCUACCCUGAUGUGUGUUUUUUGUUUGAUUCCCGCUACCAGAAGAGGAUCUUUUUUUCUCCACUUUUCCACUUCAGUGUAAUUCUAUGGCACUUCUUCUUCUAAAGCACUGAUGUCGCUACGUGACGGGAAUUGCGAUUGAUUUUCCAUAUUCUGUUUCAAGGGAUAGAAGGUCAACAUUACUAUCACUAGUGUCAAGUAAAGACAGUGACAGAGUUGCAGCCUUAAGAAAAAAAUACUCCCACCCUCUCUGAUUAUGGACUUAGCAGGUCAUGCUCGUGUGCUGGUGGUGUUACUCACCUGCCUGGUCUUGCUGUCCUGGGCCCAAGAGAAGGACUACACGGUGAGGGAGGAGCAGCCCGAGAAUGUCCGCAUCGGGAACCUACGGAAGGACUUGGACCUGAACCUUGACCCUGACUUCAAGCUGUCCUCGCCAUUGCAGUUUAAGCCCGUCUACAAAACGGGCGAUGUGCCUUUGGUGAGGGUAGAGGCCAACACCGGGGAGAUCUUCACCACGGCUCACCGCAUCGACCGAGAGAAGCUCUGCUCAGGAGUAUUCAACGAGAAGCGCUGCUUCUACGAGAUCGAGGUCGCCGUUCUGCCUGACGAGAUCUUCCGUCUGGUCAAGAUCCGGUUCCUGAUUGAGGACAUCAAUGACAACGCUCCACUCUUCCAGUCCACCGUAAUAAACAUCUCCAUCCCAGAGAACACUGCCAUCAACACCCGGUACCCCGUGCCCUCUGCAUUUGACCCAGAUGUGGGGAUCAAUGGGAUCCAACACUAUGAACUUGUCAAGAGUGUAAGUGAGUUUGGCUUAGACAUCAUCGAGACCCCAGAGGGAGACAGAUGGCCUCAGCUGAUCGUCCAGCAGAGCCUGGACCGCGAGCAGAAGGACACCUUCGUCAUGAAGAUCAAGGUGGAGGACGGAGGAACGCCACCCAAGUCCAGCACGGCCAUCCUCCAGGUCACCAUCUCCGACGUCAACGACAAUCGACCGGUCUUCAAGGACAGUGAGGUGGAGGUGAACAUCCCUGAGAACGCCCCCAUUGGAACCUCCGUUUCCCAACUCCAUGCCACAGACGCAGACCUCGGCUCCAACGCCCAGAUCCACUUCUCCUUCUCCAACCAGAUCUCCUCAUCCACCAAGAGGCAUUUUUCCAUAGACAGCACCACCGGGCUGAUCACUGUCAAGCAGCCCUUAGACAGAGAAGCCACUCCGGUCCACAAACUCAUCGUCCUGGCCAGCGACGGCAGCUCCACUCCCUCCAGAGCUACGGUUAUCGUCAACGUAACGGACAUUAAUGACAACGUUCCGUCCAUAGACACUCGGUACAUAAUGAACCUUGUAAAUGGAACGGUUCUACUGUCGGAGAAUGCUCCUCUCAACACAAAAAUAGCCCUAAUUACAGUGACGGACAAGGACUCGGAUCUGAACGGCAAAGUGACUUGUUACACUGACCAUGACGUUCCUUUCAGGUUAAAGCCAGUCUUUAAUGACCAGUUCCUGCUGGAGACUGCGGCCCCCUUAGAUUACGAAACAACCAGGGAAUAUGCAAUUAAGAUAGUAGCGUCGGAUUCUGGGAAGCCUCCUUUGAACACGUCAGCGAUGGUUUUAAUAAAAAUUAAGGACGAGAAUGACAACGCUCCCAUCUUCCCUCAACCUGAGAUUCAGCUGUCCAUACCAGAGAACAAUGAUCCAUCCACGCAGCUCAUAAAGAUCAGUGCCACGGAUGCCGACAGCGGACAUAAUGCAGAGAUUAUUUAUUCUCUUGGCCCUGACGCUCCUGAUGGGUUUAACAUAGAUAGACGGUCAGGAAUCCUCUCCGUUGGCAAACGCCUGGACAGAGAGAAGCAGGAGAAGUAUUCGUUCACUGUCAUGGCAAGAGACAAUGGGUCUACUUCCCUGCAGAGCAAUGUCACAGUGAGGUUAAUAGUGCAGGACCUCAACGACAACAGCCCAGCUUUCACCCAUCCUGAGUAUAACUUCUAUGUGCCUGAGAACCUGCCUCUGUACGGGACCGUGGGCCUGAUCACCGUCACAGAUUCUGACGCAGGUGACAACUCCGUCAUAACACUGUCCAUCCUGAAUGGGAAAGACAAUUUCCUUAUUGAUCCCCAGACCGGUGUAAUCAAACCCAACCUCACGUUUGAUAGAGAGCAGCAGAGCUCAUACACUUUUAUGGUGAAGGCUAUAGACGGAGGGCAACCACCCAGCACUUCAUACGCCAAGGUCACCAUAAACGUUGUGGAUGUCAAUGACAAUCGACCCGUUUUUGUUAUCCCCUCGUCCAACUACUCUUACGAUCUGGUUCAGUCUACCACCAGCCCUGGGUCUGUGGUCACCAGGGUGUUCGCUAUAGACAAUGACACUGGCAUGAAUGCUGAGCUGCAGUACAGCAUCAUUGGGGGAUCACCAAGAGGACUGUUUGCCAUAGACAAAACAACUGGUAAUAUAACUCUGCAGGAGAAGAUAGUCUCAGCCGAUCAGGGUUUACACAGGCUAGUGGUGAAAGUCAAAGACCUGGGCCAGCCAGAGUCCUUACACGCAAUCGCCCUCAUUCACCUGUUCAUUAACGAGACUGUAUCCAACGCUACGUUCAUUCAAGAGCAGCUACGUAAGAGCUUGGAGACUCCAUUGGACCGUAACGUGGGAGACAGUGAGGUCACACCCCAAGCCAACGGAUACGUGAUUGUUGUCAUCGCUAUUAUAGCUGGGACUAUGACAGUUAUCUUAGUCAUUUUCGUGACGGCCUUGGUGCGCUGCCGUCAGACGCCCAGGCACAAAGUGGUGCAGAAGGGCAAGCAGAGCGGCGAGUGGGUGUCGCCCAACCAGGAGAACCGUCAAAUCAAGAAGAAAAAGAAGAAAAAGAAGAGAUCCCCUAAGAGCCUCCUCUUGAACUUUGUCACCAUAGAAGAAUCCAAGCCUGAUGAUCCCAGCCAGGAGCACAUUAAUGGAACCCUGGACCUGCCUGUGGAGCUAGAUGAGCAGACCAUGGGGAAAUACAACUGGGCCACUACGCCGACCACCUUCAAACCUGACAGCCCAGACUUAGCCAAGCAUUACAAGUCUGCCUCCCCCCAGCCAACCUUCCAAAUCAAACCAGAGACCCCGAUGGCGCCCAAUAAACACCACGUGAUUCAGGAGCUCCCGCUAGACAACACGUUUGUGGUGGGCUGUGACUCGCACUCCAAGUGCUCCUCCACCAGCUCAGACCCGUACUCGGUCUCAGAGUGCAGCUGUCAGGGGGGAUUCAAGACUUCUGGGCAAAUCCACACCAGACAGGAGACGGCACUGAAACCACCACUCUAUGACACACUCUGUGGCUCAGGUACAAGUCGCUGCCACAGGAUAAAAAUCAAUCUCUAGCUGCCAGUACCUAGAGAGAGAAAGAGAGAGGGAGAGAGAGAGAGAGGGAGGAAGGCACAGACGAAGAGGUGAAUCUCAUACUAUACAGUCUCUACAGCCUCAAAACACCAACCAUCAAAAGGAAUAUGUUAAUUUGUUUUUUUGUUUUUUUUGUGGGCGAAAAAAAAAAAAGUAUUUACUUGAAUCAUUUUCACCGAAAUGAAGACACGUUGUUGCCUGCCUGAAACUUGACAAAGCUCUACUUGUUAAACUUGUAGGAGGUUUGAAAUACUUCACAGAAACCCUACAGCAUCACUUAUCUCGUAUCUCCUAGAUGAUGACACACGGUAUGACCCACCGCCCUGUCAAUAUAAUAAACCGUUAUUAUGUGGCGUAUGUUUAUAUGUAUGUAUAUUAUGUAUAUUUAUCACAGAGUUGACUAUGUUUAUAUUUAUUGAUUCUGUUUGGGUAAAGUUUGACCUACACUCUUAGAAAUAAGGGUUCCGUAUGGGUUUCUAAGGUUGUUCCCAUAGGCAGAACCUUUCUUGGUUCCAGGUAGAACCCUUUUUUUUUUUGGUUCCAGUUAGAACUCUUCUGGAUUCUAUGUAGAACCCUUUUUUUUUGGUUCCAGUUAGAACUCUUCGAGAUUCCAUGUAGAACCCUCUGUGGAAAGGCUCCUACAUGAAACUCAGAAGGAUUUUUACCUGGAACCAAAAAGGGUUCUUCAAAGGGUUCUCCUGUGGGGACAGCUGAAGUACCCUUUAAUGUACUAGAUAACACCUUUUUUCUAAGAGUGUGCCAAGAGGCUAUUUUAUUUCACUUGCUUUUGAAUCCAUUGA